ACAGACCGCUGCCGCCGAAUUUAAAGAGACAGGCGAUAGUUAUUUUAAAUACGAUAAACGGCAACCAUUGUCCCUUAGCUUAUUUCCCGACGCUUCUUGCCUCGGCUUGUUUCCUUCGAUGGUGAUGUUUAAUCAAAGUCGCAGCGAGUAGCAGCUUGUCUGUCAUCACCCUCCACUCCGCUGGAUUGUCCGUCCUUUUCUUUGCGCUGUGCCGAGACUGUCCAGCUAGGCAAAGUAGGGUUUGCUUGCUGGCAGGCUGGCUUCCCGACCGAGGGGAAGGUUUGUCGGCUAGCCAACAACUGGAGGUAACACCGAAAAGCUUCCCUCUCAAGUUGUGGUAGUGGCUCUCCGAAGCCUCCUCCUGUCGCCGGGAUAAUGGCGAAGAUUCAGGCGCACAGCACCGCGAAGCAAAUAAACCAAAUUCAAGACAAGCCUUACGUUAUAACACAAAAGCAAGUGCAGCAGCAGCACUUCCAGAAGCUGAAGGUUGAAGAUGCCUUGUCAUAUCUGGACCAAGUCAAAAUUCGUUUUGCAAAUGAUCCCGGCAUAUACAACAAGUUUCUCGACAUCAUGAAAGAGUUCAAAUCACAGAGCAUCGACACACCGGGGGUGAUAAACCGCGUGUCGCAGCUCUUCCACGGACACCCGGACCUAGUCUUGGGCUUCAAUGCCUUCCUGCCCCCGGGGUAUCGGAUAGAAGUCCCCAAGAAUGGAGUGGCUUUCCUUCAAUCUCCGUUCUCCACACAGGUCUCCCCAGGCCAGCAGGGGAAGAGUGUCUCCACCUCCGCAGUGACCGCCCCCUCAGGUAGUGCCUCUGCCACUAGCGUCGACGCUGGACCUGCUCAGACCAGCGAAGUCAAGACGGCCCCAUCAGAGUCCCUAUCCUCCUCGACCCCCGCGGGACCCCCGGAGCCCCCCAGCAGGCUCUCUCUGCCUCUGGCGAGCAGAGAAAGCCAGAAUCAGGCGACCACCUCGUCUGUAUCCCCGCCUGCCUCGGAGACGAGCCCCGUAGAGUUCGACAGUGCCAUCAGCUACGUAAACAAGAUUAAAAACCGCUUCCUGGAUCACCCGGAGAUCUACAGAGCCUUCCUGGAGAUUCUUCACACGUAUCAGAAGGAGCAGCUGGAGGUGAAGGAGAGUCGGGGCAGCCGAGGCAGCAGUGGGAUGACAGAAGAUGAAGUUUUUUCUAAAGUUGCCAGUCUUUUCAAGGGGCAAGAAGAUCUGCUGGCGGAGUUUGGGCAAUUCUUACCCGAUGCCAAGAGAUCGUUGUUCACAGGGAGCUCCCUCACGGGAGGCAAAGAGCAGCUCAAGAGGCCGGACGAUGACGACACGAUAACCAAACAGAACAAGAAGCGUCCCCGGCCCAUCCUACUGCAGCACAUGUCCCCACUGCUCAAGAAAAAAAUGAAGUAUUCCUGUACCAAAGAUCAGUCCUUUGCUUCUGUUGGCAAACAUGGAGUCUUAAGAGAAUUCUCCUUCUUUGAUAAGGUUCGUCGCCUGUUUAAAAGCCAGGAGGUGUACGAGAACUUCCUGCGCUGCAUCGCCUUGUUCAACCAGGAAGUAGUUUCUGGAGCGGAGCUGCUACAGCUCGUCACUCCUUUCCUGGGGAAGUUUCCUGAACUGUACACACAGUUCAAGUCAUUUCUGGGGGACAAAGAGCUCUCUCAUGCUGUGUCAGGGCUGUCGGAUCGCUACAUGGAGGGGGGAGGGGGCCGCGAGGUGGAUUAUGCCUCCUGCAAGCGCCUGGGGUCCAGCUACCGAGCACUGCCCAAGACCUACCAGCAGCCGAAAUGCAGCGGACGCACUGCCUUAUGCAAGGAGGUGUUGAACGACACCUGGGUGUCAUUUCCCUCUUGGUCAGAGGACUCCACCUUCGUCAGCUCGAAGAAGACUCCUUACGAGGAGCAGCUGCAUCGCUGCGAGGAUGAAAGGUUUGAGUUGGAUGUGGUUCUGGAGACGAACCUGGCCACCAUCAGGGUGCUAGAGAGCGUCCAGAAAAAGCUCUCUCGUCUUUCCCCGGAGGACCAGGACCGGUUCAGAUUAGACGACUGCCUUGGCGGCACCUCUGAGGUCAUCCAGCGCCGAGCUGUGUAUCGUAUCUAUGGUGACAAAGCCCCCGAGAUCAUCGAGGGACUAAAGAAGAAUCCUGCUACCGCUGUGCCUGUGGUGCUCAAGAGGUUGAAAGCCAAGGAGGAGGAGUGGAGAGAGGCCCAGCAGGGCUUCAAUAAGAUCUGGAGGGAGCAGUACGAGAAGGCUUACCUGAAGUCCCUCGACCACCAAGGAGUCAACUUCAAGCAGAAUGACAUGAAGGCGCUGCGGUCGAAGAGUCUCCUCAACGAGAUCGAGAGCGUCUACGACGAGCGUCAGGAGCAGAGCACAGAAGAGGGCGGAGUCGGCCUGCAGAGCCGUAACGGCUCGGGCGCAGCCUCGACCAGCGAGCCUCACAUGGUGUUUACGUACGAGGACAAACAGAUCCUGGAGGACGCCGCCUCGCUCAUCAUCUACCAUGUCAAACGUCAGCCCACCAUCCACAAAGACGACAAGGACCACAUCAAGCGAAUCAUCCAGCACUUUGUCCCCGACCUGUACUUCUCCCGCCGCGGCGAGCUCAGUGACACUGAAGACUGGACAGACGAGGAGGUUGAGCCGGAGGAGGGGGGAGAGAGAGGAGUAGGAAUAGGAUUGGGAGCUAUAGCAGCAGCAGCAGCAGCAGCAGCUGCAGCUGCAGGAGCUGGAGGAGGAGGACAAGGCGCAGGAGGAGGACAAGGCGCAGGAGGAGGAAAUGGGAAUUCUAAUAAUGCAUCAGGAGCAGCAGCAGGAGCAGCAGCCCCUGGUAGUCAGCCUCCACCCCAGCCUGCCCAAUCACAGCCACAGCCCCAACCACAGCCCCAACCACAGCAGCAGCUCAACGGCGAGUCCAGGCGGAGGCGCUGCAGCCCUUCCCAACCUGCAGACACCGAGGCCUCCACCACCUCCAGUAGCACGAGCCAGCCUGCAGGGACCGCCUCCUCCACCCCGGGAUCUACGCCCAUGGAGAUGGGCUCAGGUGUACCCGGGGAGAAGGUGGACCUGCGCGACCCCGAAGCAGAGCACCAGAAGGAGAUGGACGGCGUCUACAACCUUUUCUUCGUCAACAACAACUGGUAUUUCUUCUUGCGGCUGCACCAGACGCUGUGUUCGCGGCUGCUCCGGGUUUACCGACAGGCAGAGCGGCAGCUGCUGGAGCACCGAGCCGAGCAGAGCAGGGAGAGGCUGCUGAUGGCCGAGGGGAGGAGAGAAAAGGCAUGUGACCUCGCCAUGGAGCUCCGCCUCAAACAGCCCAGCGAGGUGGAGUUAGAGGAGUACUACCCAGCCUUCCUGGAUAUGGUGCGCAGCCUGCUGGAUGGAAACCUGGACUCCACGCAGUACGAAGACACGCUGAGAGAGAUGUUCACCAUCCACGCUUAUAUCGGCUUCACCAUCGACAAGGUCAUCCACAACAUCAUUCGGCAGCUGCAGCACAUGGUGAGCGACGAGGUGUGUCUGCAGGUGGUCGACGUGUACCUGGCUGAGAGGAAGAGGGGGGCCGCGGGGGGGAACCUGUCCUCGCAGUGUGUCAGAGCCGCCUGGGAGACCAGCUACCAGUGGAAAGCUGAGCGCGUCAUGGCCGAGGAGAACUGCUUCAAGCUCAUGUUUCUCCAAAACACGGGUCACGUGACCAUGACCAUCGAGCUGCUGGACACCGAGGAGGCCCAGGCUGACGACCCGUUAGACGUGCAGUGCCUGUCGAGCUACAUGGAGCAGUUUGUAGGAACAGAGUCCAGCCUGUGUUCUCAGGAGGGAUACUUCUUCAAACCCGUGUUCCUGCCCAGGAACCUGCGUCGUUUCCGGCGCUGGCAGGUGCGGCAGGUGGAGGCGAUGCGCUGCAGGAGAGAGUGGCACCGCCAGCUGGGCGUGGAGAACGCCGGGAGUCUGGACUGUCGAUUUAAACUCAACACUCACAAGAUGGUGUUCGUCAUGAACUCUGAGGACUACAUGUACCGCAGAGGAGCGCUGGUCAAGUCCAGGAAGUCGCAGCACAGAGUGGCAGCGAGCCAGCACGACCGCUUCGACAAGUGGCACCAGGGCUGGCUGGCCGACCACGUGACGGCGUCGGCCGACCGCUCGGUGCAGAACUGGCUCCUGGGCGAGGAGGCGGAGGACAUGAUCCCCUGCAAGACCACCUGCCUGUCCACUAAGGUGAAGGGGCAAGCUGUGAACAGAUACCACGUUCAUUACAGCGGUAGCAAAGCCCCAGCCUCCCCGUAGAGAUGGACACACACACACACACACACACACACACACACACACAUACACACACACACACACACACAGGUAAAUGCAUGGACGUACAGGACAUUCAUACACUAAACACGGACAGCUGCAGUCCCACUUCUCCACCUUCCUCCACAGCACUCGUUCACUCUCACUGAUGGAUGAAGAAGCAGCGCAGACUCUGGACUGUUUCCCGCGGUGGACAGUGAGUCAGUGAAUGAGUGCGGCGUGAGAGGAGCGACGGCGUGGAGGACAAACGGGACCAACACAGACAGUGAAGUAAUCAACGAGAGUGAACUCGGCCCUGGUUUGACGGGACGAGUCGGCACAAACGGAGAUCAUCAUCAUCAUCAUCAUCGUCAUCUUCUUCCUCGCUUCUCUGGUGGCACUAAACGUUGAUGGACACGGAGACGGUUGAUCAGGCGAGAAGUUAUGAAAUCAUGAAAUUUGUUUCAGAAAUGUGAAUGUCUGUUUCUUUCUCUUUUUUUUUUAAGUGUAGUUUUUAGCUUCUAAAGCCAGAGAGCCUUCUGCGUGUUGGUUGGUUGGUUUCUGCGUGUUUCUAUGGAGAGAUAAUGGUAAACGUGUGUAUGUAUGUGUAUCCUGCUCUCUUCACUCUGUCUGUUUGUAAGCCCAGUACAGGCUCUACAACUCUAGUAAUGCAUUAUUACUGUACUGUAUGUGCAUAUAUAUAUAUAUAACAGGGACCCUGUAUUUUUAUAUAUGCAUCUACACGAGUUGAUUGAUACAUCUUAAGAUCACGUGGUUCUUUACAGUGUUUGCUGUCAGCCAACUCUUGAUGUUUUGCAUUUUGUUUUUCCCUUUUUUGUGUUGUAGCUAAACAAGUUAUCACCAAGGCAACAAGGAGUCCUUAAAAAUGAAUUGGUUUAAUAUGGACGAAGCAGUCAGAUUAUGUAUCAUGUUCAUGAUACUAAAUGUUUACUUUGUAUUGUCUUUUUUUUGCAUACUGACAUUGAAAAUAAAAGCAAAAUAUCAGUGUUAAAAUAGAAUGUAUAACAUUUAUCCUGUAUCAGUUAUCAUAAAAUAAACAACAUAGUUGUGACCUUCUUA
Cottoperca gobio is the source of this 5361-nucleotide messenger RNA. It is a transcript of the gene sin3b, whose product is annotated as SIN3 transcription regulator family member B. The transcript has 20 exons. Gene Ontology annotation, molecular function: transcription corepressor activity. Gene Ontology annotation, biological process: negative regulation of transcription by RNA polymerase II. NCBI's taxonomy places the organism in Eukaryota, Metazoa, Chordata, Actinopteri, Perciformes, Bovichtidae. The record is from RefSeq and is a predicted model, not a curated record. The coding region runs from base 376 to 4287 and encodes 1303 amino acids. Gene Ontology annotation, cellular component: Sin3-type complex; chromatin.